CUGGGCAACUUUAAAAUUUAGAGUGAAGACUUAAUCAUAGAUUUUUAAACAAAAAUGUUGACGACACAUCAUCUACCACAUCUGCAUCAUCGUGGCAGUACGGCUGUAGAACUGGAUAAAAUUACAAAUUUAAAUACGCUCAUAGUGGAAAUUAAUAGUCAUGUGGCGUUAUUUCGUGAUCUUUUAAUACAUGUUGGCCAAUCCAAAGACUGUCCGGAAUUACGUGAAAAAAUACGCAAACUGCGGCGUACAUGUGUAGAGGCCUUCAAGCGAACCGAACAGAUUUUAAUGCCACAAGUGAAAAAUGCUACUGCCGAUGGCGUUCUUACUGACAAUCCCCAUCUCGUAUUGUUGUUUUACAUGGCACAAUUGUUUUUACGCGAAUUAGUGAAAAGCUAUCGUCUUAUACAAGUGGUGCCAAUGGACAUGUCAGGAUAUUAUGAAAAUCGAGCUGGCCCCUCAAACUUGGGCAACGUUAUAAGUCAAAUAUUGCUGUGUAAACAAAUAACGCCAGAUUUUAAUCAAGAGGAAUUAUGUAGCAUCACAAAAGACUCCCAGGACAUUGCGAUGCUGCUGUCGGAAAUGCAAGAAUUUAUGCCACAGCAUGAAACAUACCUGGAACGUCACACUGCACUCGACACCAAUGGGCCGUGGGCAAAUAAGGGACGCCAUAAUUAUAUUUGCAAAAACAUGAGUUUACUUUGUUGUGUCUCUCGCCCCAAUUAUCUCUGA
Molecule: messenger RNA, 732 nt
Organism: Calliphora vicina (urban bluebottle blowfly)
Lineage: Eukaryota; Metazoa; Arthropoda; Insecta; Diptera; Calliphoridae
Gene: dcma
Product: decima
Exons: 5
Coding region: 55-732 (225 amino acids)
Biological process (GO): G protein-coupled receptor signaling pathway
Cellular component (GO): neuron projection
Source: RefSeq, a predicted model, not a curated record